UGCGCGGCCCCGCCUCCACCUCCGCCCGGAUUGUCGCCUAAGCGCCCCGAGCCGGCAUCCGAUUGGCUCUCUCUGCGCGGCCCCGCCUCCAGAGCGGCGCGCGCGGCCUCCCCCCCCCCCUUGCUCCUCCUCCCUCCCCGCCCCCUCUCCCUCGACUCCCGCUCGCGCCGCCGCCUCGGGCCCGCGCCGCGCUUCGCCGGGCUGAGGAGAGGCCGGGUUUCUGCCCUGCUGCCGCGGCGCGCCGUCUCGGGGAGGGCCGGCGGGAGGGAGCCGCUCGCUCCUCGGCCAGCUCGCGGGGUCGGGGCGGCGCCGCUCCGGGCCGCGUGAUCGCCGAGCCGACCUCGAGCCUUAAGCGGCGGGAGAGCGCCGCGGGCCCCACCCAUCCGGGCCGAGGCAGCCGCGGCCAUGGCCGAGACGGAGGAGCGGAGCCUCGACAACUUCUUCGCCAAGAGGGACAAGAAGAAGAAGAAGGAGCGGAGCGGCCGGGCGGCCGGGACCGCGGGCUCGGCGGGCGUAGGCGCCGCCGGCGGGAGCAGCGGCUCGGCUGGCUGCGGGGCGGGCGCGGGGGCCCGGCCGGCGGACGGCGGCGGCGCGGCGGGCGUGGGGGCCGCGGGCGCCGGGGCCGCCGCCAAGGCCGUGACCAAGGAUGAAGAUGAAUGGAAAGAAUUCGAACAAAAAGAGGUUGAUUACAGUGGCCUUCGAGUUCAGGCAAUGCAAAUAAGUGAAAAGGAAGAAGAUGAUACUGAGAAGAGGGAAGAUCCAGGUGACAACUGGGAAGAAGGCGGAGGUGGCGGUGGUGGCAUAGAAAAAUCUUCAGGUCCCUGGAACAAAACAGCUCCAGUCCAAGCAGCUCCUGCUCCAGUAGUUGUUACAGAAACUCCAGAACCAGCGAUGUCUAGUGGUGUGUAUAGGCCACCUGGAGCCAGGCUAACCACAACCAGGAAAACGCCACAGGGACCACCUGAGAUCUACAGUGACACACAGUUCCCGUCCCUGCAGUCCACUGCCAAGCAUGUAGAGAGCCGGAAGGAUAAAGAAAUGGAGAAGAGCUAUGAAGUAGUAAGGCACAAAAAUAGAGGUAGAGAUGAGGUUUCCAAAAACCAGGCCCUUAAACUCCAGCUAGACAACCAGUAUGCCGUGCUAGAGAAUCAGAAAAGCAGCCGCAUGCAGUGCGAUUGAGGGAUGCUCUUUGCUAGCCCUCCUGAGGUCAUGAGCCCACAGCUGAGCGCCACGAGCAGCCAUUCAUCAUCUGACCUCUACUGGAUCUGCAGCGCCCGAUGCAAAAAGUGACCUGGCCCUAUUGCCCUCUGCAAGUUAAAGUGCCACAACUCUCUGUGUGGGAUGUAGGGGAAUUUUCAUUUGUUACCAAAAAAAAAAAAAAAAAAAAAAAGGCGGGGUGUG
This is a messenger RNA of Ochotona princeps (American pika), 1401 nucleotides long. RefSeq names its product CDV3 homolog (gene CDV3). The transcript is spliced from 5 exons. Lineage: Eukaryota; Metazoa; Chordata; Mammalia; Lagomorpha; Ochotonidae. The record is from RefSeq and is a predicted model, not a curated record. Gene Ontology annotation, cellular component: cytoplasm. Bases 406 to 1179 code for a protein of 257 amino acids.